AUGCACACCUUCGAGGGAGACGCUUGCCCCUCGGUCUCCACGCCGCCGGAGGACGGCGCGUACAUAUACGGGCUCUUCAUCGAGGGCGCGCGUUGGGACGCGGACGUGCAGCUCUUGCAAGAGUCCGAGGCCAAAGUGCUCUUCACGCAGCUGCCCGUCGUGCACAUGCUGCCAGAGCAGCAUCGCAAGCCGCCGAGCGAGGGCGUCUACGCGUGCCCCAUCUACAAGACGCUAGCGAGAUUCGGCACCCUCUCCACCACCGGGCACUCAACCAACUUUGUGAUGGUACUUGACAUUCCAUGUAGUUUGGACCAGCCGCAGCCGCACUGGGUGAAGCGCGGGGUGGCCGGGCUGCUCUCGCUGAACUUUUGA
Molecule: messenger RNA, 372 nt
Organism: Emiliania huxleyi CCMP1516
Lineage: Eukaryota; Haptophyta; Isochrysidales; Noelaerhabdaceae
Exons: 1
Coding region: 1-372 (123 amino acids)
Biological process (GO): microtubule-based movement
Cellular component (GO): dynein complex
Molecular function (GO): minus-end-directed microtubule motor activity; dynein light intermediate chain binding; dynein intermediate chain binding
Source: RefSeq, a predicted model, not a curated record